GCCAAUAAAAAAACACACAUUCUUUCCUCAUCAUUUCAAACAUGGCAGACAAGAAUGGUCUCCUGGUUUCUAUCAAAUUCAUGAGCGUUGCAUUGUUGUGGCUAUUGCAAUGUUUUCAAUAUGGUAUGGCAGGGGGAGAUAGGAAAGGAAGAUGGGUGCUUCUGCUGAACAAUAUGGGAGUGGUGGGUGUGCAUAUGGCUCUAACCCACCAUAACACUGUCAUUAUCUUCGAUCAGACCGGAGUAGGACCGUCCCGGUACAGGCUAAGAAGGCGGUACAAUGGAACGAGGUGCAGGGAUACCCGGGAUGAUCUCACAGACUCAACAUGCUAUGCUCACUCCAUUGAGUAUGACAUUUCGAGCAACAGGAUUAGGCCUCUGGAGCUUUACACUGAUCCUUGGUGUUCAUCAGGAUCUUUCUUGAGCAAUGGAACACUUCUUCAGCUCGGUGGAUUCGAAAAAGGUUCUCGUAGAAUUCGAUACUUUAGGCCCUGUGGCGACCGUGAAUGCGAUUGGAAGCAAUCAAAGAGAUUGCUCUCCGAUGAGCGCUGGUAUGCUUCCAGUCUGCUACUCCCUGAAAAUGAUCGUGUCAUUGUGGUAGGUGGGAGAAGAGAAUUCUCAUAUGAAUUUGUACCGAAGAUUUCUUCCGACGAGAAGUCUUUUGGUCUUCCAUUCUUGCACAGGACUUAUGACAGGAAUGCAGGAGGAAACAACCUCUAUCCAUUCCUUCACCUUUCUUCGGAUGGCAAUCUGUUCAUUUUCGCCAACCAGGACUCCAUCCUCUUCAGCUACAAACGGAAUAGAGUGAUCAAGACCUUCCCUCGUAUCCCCGGUGGUGGUUCGAGGAACUAUCCAAGCUCUGGCUCAUCAGUAAUCCUCCCUUUAGAUUACAAAAACCGGUUUCUUAGAGUGGAAGUCAUGGUAUGUGGAGGAGCUGCUUCAGGAGCCUAUAGAGCAGCAAGACAAGGAAGAUUCCUAAAGGGCUUGAGGUCUUGUGGAAGAAUGGUGAUCACAGGGGACACACACAAGUGGAGAAUGGAAAACAUGCCAGGACACCGGCUACUAAACGACAUGGUGAUACUUCCAACCGGCCAUAUUCUGAUCAUCAACGGGGCUAAACGUGGUGCUGCUGGAUAUAACAAUGCAAGAAAUGCUUCCCUCCAGCCUUACCUUUACAAGCCUAAGAAAUCACUAGGCAGAAGGUUCACCGUCUUGAAGUCCACCAAAAUAGCAAGAAUGUAUCAUUCAUCUGCCAUUCUUUUGCCUAAUGGUAGAGUUCUAAUUGGAGGAAGCAAUACUCAUAAUAGGUAUGCAUUGAGAAAUGUUGCAUACCCAACUGAGCUUAGGCUACAAGCAUUUGUUCCACACUAUAUGGACCGUAAAUACCAUAAGUUUAGGCCUAGUAAUUUCACAGUACAAUAUGGCCAUGGACAUAAUGGAAUAAAGUAUGGGGAAGAGUUCCAUGUUCAAUUUCAUCUGGGACGGAGGCCUAACAAAGAUGUGGAUUUCACUGCUUAUGCACCACCAUUCACGACACACUCUAUGUCGAUGAACCAGAGAAUGCUGAAGCUCAGGAGCAAGAGUAUGGUGAGGGCUAAAAGUGGUUUGGUGAAUGUGGUUUUGGAGGCUCCACCUUCACCUAGAGUAGCACCUCCUGGUUAUUACUUGCUCACAGUUGUGAAUGGAGGAAUUCCUAGCAUUUCUAAGUGGGUUAGGUUUAUAUAUGCUUGAUAUCUUUUUGUUUUCAUCGUUUAGACUCUUUGAAAAGUCUUAAUGGGUUGGGGAAUAAUUUGUGUAAACAAACUACCUGGUUACUCAUACCAGAAAAUAGCCAUCUAUACAUAUAAAGAACCUUUUGUUUCUAGCACAUAAAAUCUCAUGAUCGGUCAGUUUUUUCUUUGUUUCUCUGAUAAUGGUAAAAGAUGAAUGAGGUGGAAAUAAUUGGCUAAUUUUACUUACCCUUUUCAGCAUUAA
Ziziphus jujuba (common jujube) is the source of this 1973-nucleotide messenger RNA. RefSeq names its product aldehyde oxidase GLOX. Bases 42 to 1730 code for a protein of 562 amino acids. The record is from RefSeq and is a predicted model, not a curated record. The transcript has a single exon. Lineage: Eukaryota; Viridiplantae; Streptophyta; Magnoliopsida; Rosales; Rhamnaceae.